Molecule: messenger RNA, 513 nt
Organism: Chironomus riparius
Lineage: Eukaryota; Metazoa; Arthropoda; Insecta; Diptera; Chironomidae
Source: the annotation of a GenBank genome assembly
AUGCUUUUUGCAGUGCCAGUUGCAUUUCUGACAAUUUUAUUUUCAACAUCCAAUGCAUAUGUUGUUGCAGUUUCACGUGAGACAAAACUUCUCCAAAUCGAUGCAGAAAUUUUAAAGCCGAUACCAAAAGUAAAGGUCACCCUUGAAAUCCUCUACAAAAUAUCAGGUUUUAGAAAUUUUCACCAAUUUGUCAUCAUUAAGGACGUCGAUAUUUGCAAUUUAUUCAAAACAGCCAAUGAAAAACCAAUUAUUUUCUUUACCGAUUGCAUGCAAGUUGCACCAGGAAUUUGUCAUCAAUGUCCUUAUACUGGAAGUUUAAAAUAUAACAGUUCAUUUACUUAUGAUCAAUAUUGUCCUAAAAUGGGAGAUUCACGUAAUCCGAUGCUUGAAACUUUUUCAUUUUGGCCUGAUGGUGAAUAUAAGCAUAUAGUCACUAUUGUGAUUCCUAACAAUGAAGUUGUAGUUGUGACUUUUUAUAUAAAUAUAAAAACUGGAAGUCAAUCAGAGUUUUAA